Messenger RNA from Culex pipiens pallens (northern house mosquito), 3424 nucleotides. Its product is annotated as GPI transamidase component PIG-S-like. Gene Ontology annotation, biological process: attachment of GPI anchor to protein. Gene Ontology annotation, molecular function: L-ascorbic acid binding; 2-oxoglutarate-dependent dioxygenase activity; iron ion binding. The record is from RefSeq and is a predicted model, not a curated record. Lineage: Eukaryota; Metazoa; Arthropoda; Insecta; Diptera; Culicidae. The transcript has 6 exons. The coding region runs from base 135 to 3419 and encodes 1094 amino acids. Gene Ontology annotation, cellular component: GPI-anchor transamidase complex.
GCAUUUUCUGAACGCGAAAAAAACACGCGAGUGUCUCUUCAAAUUUGGGGAGCGGCUUUUUCCAACUAUUUCCCGUGAAAAUACACCGUAUUUUCCGGUAGUUUACCUUCCCUCCGGUUCAACGACCUACACCGAUGGAGGAACCGGCAAAGGACCAACCGGCCGAGGCGUCGCCCGAGCAGAAAAACGGAAAAUCUUCCCACUCGGAUGAGGGGUUGAAACGACCUGCUGAGGGUGAUCCGGUGCCGGCUCGUCCGGUUAAAGCGCUGCGGCUGGCCGCGACCCCGUCAAACAUCGCCAUCAAUGGGCGCUACCAGGAGGUCAAGUUCCGGAAGCAAUUUGCGGAAAAGUGGAGUCGGAAGGAGCCCAUUCGGGGGGCUGGAUACGAGCUGAAGAACGAACCGUUUCAGCUGGGGGUUUUGGAGAAUUUUCUGCGGGAGGACGCGGACCAGGUGGAAGUGACGCGGGAGCUGGAGCGGGAGUUUAGCGAAAUGGAGUGGCGCCGGAAGCAGAUGGAUUUGUACGAGUUUUACCAGACGAUGGAUUUGUGCAGCGUGCGGAAGGAGUUCCUGGCGGGGUUCUAUCGGAAUCUGCGCGAGAAGGUCAUGCCGUUGAUGCAGCAGCUGACGGGGAUUAAGUUGACGCACGUGUCGGCGUCUUGUUCGAUGUACAACGCGGGAGAUUAUUUGCUGGUGCACGACGAUCUGCUGACGGACCGCAGAAUCGCGUUCGUGUACUACCUGAGUCCGUGGGAAGGUCACCGGGUGUGGACGGAAGCGCACGGUGGCGCGUUGGAACUGUUCCGAGCGGAUGAGAACCUGCUGCCGGUUUUCCCCGUGAAGGAUAAGGUCUACCCGCGUAACAACCAGCUGGUGUUUUUCAAAGUAAGCGAAAAGUCUUUCCACCAAGUCGGCGAAGUGACCACCUUCGAGUACCCCCGGCUGACCAUCAACGGAUGGUUCCACGGUCCCAUCGAUCCGCACCACGUGCCACAUUCUUCCAUCAUCAUCGACACGCACUAUUUCGCCCCCGUUGCGGACGAGAUCCAACUCUCCGAGUGGGUCAACAACGUCUACCUAAUCGACGAAGUCAAGCUCAACAUCCAGAAAAAGGUGGAAAUGUUCUCCGAAGUCUCCCUCGAAGAGUUUCUCACGCCAGAAAUCUUCACCGUCAUGAGUAACACCCUCCGCAAAACCCCCGACGUCAACUGGACCAUCAAAGGGCCCGCCCACCUGCGCAAGUACGAAGUCCUCGACUUUAGCUCGCUCAAACCAGGCCCCCUCCAGGACCUCUACAAGCUGUUUACGUGCGACGCAAUGUUCCGCCUGCUGCUCGAGUACACCGAACUCGACCUGUCCGGCCCCAAGGCCAAAACGCCCACCUGUGCCAUCGAGUUGCAGCGCUGGCAGAAGAGCUGCUACACCGUCCUCGGCGAUCCGUCCUCGUACUCGGACUGCGCGCUCGACCUGCUGUUCUUCCUGAACGCCCAGGACAACGUCGGCGUGGUGACGUACCUGGUUCCGGAAGGUGACCAGCGCCCGAGCAGCAACUCCGCGGGCGAUGACGACGACGAUGGGGAUGAGGACGACCCGGUCCUGCUCACCGUUUAUCCCAAGAAUAACGUACUGAACGUGGUUUACCGGGCCGAGGGAACCACCAAGUUUACCAAGUACGUGUCCCGGAACGUGUUUCUGGAGCAGGAACAGCUGCAGCUGAAGCAGCAGCAGGAGCAGCGUCGGGAGGAGGAUAAGAAGGAGGAAGGCGACGAGGACGAAGACGACCAGCAGAAAGCGGGACAUCCGUACACGUACAUUUUGGCGUACACCAUCCACAUCUACGCGACGCUGGCCUUCAUCGUGGUCAUCAUCGUGAUCGGCGUGCCGAUGUGGUGGAAGACGACCGAGGUGUACCGGGUGUCGCUGCCGUACGCCGAGAUCGAAUCCCUCGACGCCGCCCCCAUCAAGGCCACCAUCCGGAUGGGGCUGUUUGUGGGGUCGUCCCGCGAGCGGCGCGACAUUUUGGCCUUCGAACUGCGCAAGAAGUUUGAGAAUAAUUUUGUGUUCAACCUUGAGCUGGAGGACUUUACCCUGGAACCGGAGGUUAUGAAGGCCGCCAAGACUCCGGCAGCACUCGAGGCGGCAAUUUUGAAGCGUUAUCCACUUGGGUUGGGUGAAUUCGUUCUGAUCGAGUGGUCAAAGUUAGGCGAGGACGUCCUGGUGACCUCCGAGCGAUCGGCGUUCAUAUCCGAGAGUGCAACUUCCUUGAAGAUCUACCAAGUCCUCUCCUCGUGGAUCCUCCAAGAGUACAAACUGAAGGCGAUCCUCGGCUCGAAGGACAUGCAAACCACCAAAGGUCGUCAGCUGCGUCUCAACACGGCCCCGAUGCAACCGCACUACGAAGUGCUCAUCUCCGUCAUCAACCCCCGCCCGGACGUUCAGCGAGUUCACUGGAACGCCCGCGCAGCCGCAGAAAACUACAUCGUGCCCUUCCUCACCGAACUCUCCACGAUCGCCAACUUCACCGUCAAGACCCAGUGGGCGUACCAGGUCGAGAUCCAAAACUCCCCCCUCAAACAGGUCCAGGACGAUUCCAAACUCCGCCGGCACUACGCCAUCACGGAGGACGUCCUCCCGCACGUGAUCACCUCCUUCGAGAAGAAGCUCGGCAACCAAAUCUCCAACGAUCCCGCAAUUCACCUGGUCGUGUACGUCCCCCCUUGCGAACUGGCCCCACUUCGAAUCUACCGCAAGGACGGGACGCGCGCUUCCGCCGAUAACGUGGAGGCGUUCACCUCGGCCAAGUGGGGUGGAAUCGUGCUGGCCAACCCGAAGGACGAAACCAUUCUGAACUGGUUGAACAGCUCGGAGCACUCGGAGGUGUACGUGAGCUCGCAGGACGUGAUGCCGGCGAUGUUGUACCAGCUGAGGAAGAUCUUCGAUUUGGAGAAUAAUAUCCCCCUGCUGGACGCCAGCUUGUCCCCGCUCAACUCGAUCGAACCCCGCGCCUGGGAGGUGGACAACUUUAUCCGCGCAAACACAAUCUACCGGAUCCACUCGGCCACGCUGACGCUGCAGUCGCUGAUCCAGCUGCUGGGCGGCAUCGAGUACAUCGUGAUCAACGACCAGGUAGGUGCGGCCAUUACCGACGCUUACGGGCGAAUUACGGUUGCGAAGCGGCUGCUGGAGGAGAACCGACUUGGGGAGGCCGCUGCGGAGGCUCGGGAGGCUUACGUUUCGGCGGAGAGGGCGUUCUUCGAUCCGAGCAUGUUGGCGCUGUUGUACUUUCCGAGCGAGCAAAAGUACGCCAUUUACAUUCCGUUGUUCUUGCCGAUCAUGAUUCCGGUGGUGUUUUCGUUCAAUACGAUUUCGAAGUACUUGCGGAAGCGAUUCGGGAAGGGCGGAAAGGACAAGACUGAGUAAUUUUG